Molecule: messenger RNA, 7090 nt
Organism: Epinephelus moara (kelp grouper)
Lineage: Eukaryota; Metazoa; Chordata; Actinopteri; Perciformes; Serranidae
Product: inositol polyphosphate 5-phosphatase K-like
Exons: 14
Coding region: 161-1642 (493 amino acids)
Biological process (GO): phosphatidylinositol dephosphorylation; negative regulation of insulin receptor signaling pathway; negative regulation of phosphatidylinositol 3-kinase/protein kinase B signal transduction
Cellular component (GO): plasma membrane; endoplasmic reticulum; cytoplasm
Molecular function (GO): inositol bisphosphate phosphatase activity; phosphatidylinositol-3,4,5-trisphosphate 5-phosphatase activity; phosphatidylinositol-4,5-bisphosphate 5-phosphatase activity
Source: RefSeq, a predicted model, not a curated record
GCUGAGUGUGUGUACGCUGAGCAUCUCUCUGCGAGUAGGAAGAGAAACUACGCUAAAAAGUACCGCCAAAGCAUCUCAGGUGAAAUCAGUCUCCAGCUGUAGCUGUACCGCAACAGUGUGAGUUACAGCGGGUUUUCUUCACUGUCUUCCAGCUGUGGAGAUGAUGGAGGAGAAUGAGGAGCAGUCAGACCUCAGUGUGAUGGAGGGGAACAACGACGGAGACAGCUUCAGGCUUCACAUGGUGACGUGGAACGUAGCCACAGCUGAUCCUCCAGACGACCUGACCGUGCUUCUCCAUCUGAACUCCCCAAAGAGCCCAGACCUCUACGUCAUCGGUCUGCAGGAGGUGUACUCAGGGCCUUUGAGGUUUGUGUCGGACAAUGUAUUCGAUGACCCGUGGAGUCAUCUGUUUAUGACCACCUUGGGACCACGGAAAUACAUUAAGGUGUCAUCCAUCAGAAUGCAGGGUCUGCUGCUGCUCUUCUUCUCCAAGCUGGACCACGUCCCCUUCAUCAGAGACAUCCAGGCCACAUACACACGCACAGGCAUUUUCGGUUAUUGGGGUAACAAAGGUGGCGUGUCCAUCCGUCUGUCUUUCUACGGCCACAUGCUGUGUUUCCUCAACUGUCACCUGGCUGCACACAUGAAAUACGCCACAGAGAGAGUGGACGAGUUCGAGUACAUCCUGGACACGCAGACCUUUGACUGUAAGAAGGCUCCAACAAUUGUUGACCACAGGCUGGUCUUCUGGUUUGGAGAUCUUAACUUCAGAAUUCAGGACCACGGCAUGCACUUCGUCCGCUCCUGUAUCAACAACCAAACGUUCAGCCUGCUGUGGAGCAAAGACCAGUUGACCAUGAUGAAGAAGAAAGAACAGCUGCUCCAGGAGUUUGAAGAAGGACCUCUGGACUUUCAGCCCACGUACAAGUUUGACUUGAACUCCGACACUUAUGACAGCAGGGUCUACAGGACUUGGUUUGGCUUUAACGGGAAGAAGCGUAAACCCGCCUGGACCGACAGGAUUCUGUGGCGGCUCCGACCCAAAGCCCCGCCCCCUGACGAGCCAGAUGACAGUGGGGUCGGACCAGAUGUAAAGAAGGCCGUGCAUGUGGAGGAGGAUGAGGAGUACCCUCUGAAGGUCAGGCAGGAGUUGUACACCAGCAACAUGGAGUACAGCAUCAGUGAUCACAAACCUGUCGUCAGCAUCUUCACGCUGGAGCUGAGGAAGAUGAUCGAGACUCCUCUGGUGCGUCUGCAGGCGGAGGGCGACUGGAGCGCAGACAUUGACGCCAUGGUUAUCUACAGCCCUCUGCAGCCGUUCCCCUCCAGCACAUGGGACUGGAUCGGACUCUAUAAGGUUGGAUUCACCAGUGUGUCGGACUACAUCACCUACACGUGGGUCAAAGACGACGAAGUGGCCUUUAAUGAAGAAGUCAUACAGGUGUAUGUUAGUAAAGAGGAAAUCCCUGUGCGGGGAGGAGAGUGUGUGCUGUGCUACUUCAGUAGUACUCUGCAGUGCAUCAUUGGAAUCAGUGAUCCAUUCAAGGUCCAUGAGUCUAAGGUAGCCAGUGAGGAAGGCCUGGAGCCGGAGAAGAUCAACGGACUCAACCAAACCGUAGCCAGCGACGACUUUUGGAACUGAUCUAUGAGGAGUCGUAGAUGUGGUAUGAUAGAGGUGGAUCUGCCUGAACCACAUCACGUAAUUUAAUUAGUGUGUUUCCUGAUUUGUCUCCAGAGGAGCAGAUCAGGAAGUGUUGCCUGUUCAUGCUGUGACACAUCCCCACUGACCUCUCUAAUGCUACUGGUGUGGCUGUUAGGCCUCGUUCAGACAUAUUCAGAGUUUAUCCAGAUUAAUUUUAGAAAGGCUGUACGUAAAAAAAAAACCCCACAUGAAAUGUGAUUUUUGCAAAUCAGAUCCAAACCACAUUUGGAGGUGGUUUGAUAUCGGAUUUCAACAGAUGAGAUUCAGUCCGACAGCUCUGCCCUUUCAAAUUGGAUUUUCAAGUGUUGUUUGUGUCAUGACACUCAACGUCAUACAUGAGCCCAAUUCAUGCUGCUACGAGCAGAGCAAUAUGGACGAAAGGUCGCUGCUCUCUGUCGCUGUUUGAUGUGAAGGGUGAAAGGUUGGACCUCCAUUUCUCAUGCUUGCAUGUUGAAAUGACACAUCGCCAGCAUAGCUACCAGAGUUUACGCUACACUUUGGUUUUUUGACGGCCAAUAUGAAGUAUAUUUUAAAUAUUCAUGUAAUAGCCUACAUUUAAAGGCAAUAAAACACUUUAAACUAAAUAACUACUAAACGACUACUCGGACGUUUAGUGACAGGCAAAAGAGGAAAAGGCCUCGGUGCGCUAAUCGUCACCAUAAAUCGGGGGUGUCAAACUCAUUUUAGUUUAAGUUCCACAUACAGCACAGUUUGAUCUCAAGUGGGCCGGACCAGUAAAACCAUUGCAUGAUAACCUGUAAAUAACGAAACCUUCAAAUUUGUCGCUCUCUUCCAGUGUGAAGAAGUAACCUUACAGGUAACUCACAUCCUGAAAAGGUCCACAGUCAAUAAACAAAUCCAUUUACAAAACAAAUGAUGAACAGCCUGAGAUUAAGGCUGAAAGAUGACAGAAAAAUAAGUGCAAUUUCCACAAUAUGUCCGUCAGUAAACUCACCUUCAGAGUGUGGCUUUGAUGCUGAUGCUAUUCCGUUAGCAUAAGGUAGCUAGCUUUCACAGCUGCACUGCUGAUCUCUCAGCUAAAACUAAAACCAGACUUAUGUUUCCUCAAACCCGACAACCAUUAAUUUACCAUCUCUGUUCUUAGUUGUCCUCCCAAGUUGCUAAAUUUUUCGCCAUAAUGAGUUGAUAGUGGUGUUAAAUAUAAUAUUUCAUUUGGACUAAAAGGUACAGCAGUGAACUUGAAGUGGGUUUAAUGACUUCCCAGCAAUUUUUUCACUUAGCUAAGUCAUUAAGUGGGCCAGAUUGGACCCUUUUGGCGGACUGGUUCCGGCCCACGGGUCAUAUAUUUGACACUCCUGCCAUAAAUCAUUAAGCCUGCUAUUUACCGUCUGGCUCGCCAUCGUGGAGUGAAGCGUAUCGUCACUGGAUGUGGCGUAAGCUCUGAACAGGCAUGGACGAACUCUGUUCGGUUUAGAGGGAUAGUUAAUAUCCCAAAAUCUGGUCUGCUGAUUUAAGUUUAUAUUUAAGUCGUCCGGGCAACAUAUCCUAUAGGUCAGUUGUUUGAUACGCGAUUAGAAAGUUUAUUUAUUUGACAUAUUUCCAACCGGACAUUUAAGGUUUUGAUAUUUUCAUCUGACAGUCAACUACACGCGAUACACUUAAAAGCUGCCGGCUAACGUAAACUCUGGUGGCUGCGUAGUUACUGAGACCUUCGUCGUUACCAUAGCAACCCAUGCAGAUAGUUUGGUGGUGUCCGGACACACAAAUCUGAUCUGAUCACAGCUCAGAGCAGACAGUCUGUCUUUGAGAUCUGAUUCGAGGACCAAAUCUGAUUCACCUUCAGUCUGAACGCAGCCUCAGCUACUCACACCUCCGUGGUCAGAGCACGACUUCCUCUGUAGGGUCAUUUUCUCUACGUACGUUUACCAGAAUUUAAACUUUGACUGAAACAAUACAAAUGUGGCAUUUAAGAUAUGAAGUGCUUUGAUUGAACAUUAUAUGUUUGGUUAAUGGGGAAUAGGAUGUAACAGGUUAUUGAUAAACAGAAGGUGAGGUAUGUCGUAGGAUCUGUACAGUCUGCUGCUGUGUGUCAGUAGAUAAAAUGCAGCUGUGUGAAAAGCUCCAUUAUGUGUAAACUCUGUGUUUUAAUGCUGAACUUUAAACGCUCUCACAGCUGCUUUGUGUGGCUGAUAGAAACGCUGGAUCACUGAAUAGUUUUGCUUGUUUGGAGACGUGAAAACACUCCACCUGACUGCUGCAGUGAUGAAAAGGGAAUCGCAAAAUUAACUAAACUCUUUGGCUAGUUUAGUGUCAGCUGUGUUCAUAUGGAGUUAUUUUGCAGUGAGAAAUUAGCAAAUUAAUGUUCACUGCUUCCUUAGCAAGUAUGAAGAGAGAGGUUAACUUAAGUCAUUGUGUGGAUGUGAUUAAGAUGCAUGUUCAUGGCAAAGCGAAUACGAUGCUGGAGUUACAGCAGUUUUCACAGCAGAUGCCUUCAUUAGUAGCUCAUAUUAAGUUUCCUUGUUUUCAUUUUAAUCUAACUCAAAGCUUUAAGAUCAAGUGCUUGUUCAGGAGAUAAUCAGAGCUUCAAACCUGUGGGUGAACCAAUAGGCUAAAGCAGUGGCUCCCAGCUGGUGGGUCGUGGUCCGAAAGUGGGCUGUCAACUUGCCAACAUGUCAAGUUUGUUAAAAACACACUUUAUUUUAAAGUACAGGGAAUUUCCAGCACAGAGCUUUUAUUUUGAAGUGCCGUUUCCUGCUGUAGAGUGCGUGACUUACAGACAGCUACUUAAUAGAGACAGCAAACUAGCUCAAUGACAUGACGCAAGUAUGACGCUGAAUAUAUUAAACUGUGUGGACCUUGAACGAAUGACUGUGGAGAGAUCUGGACCCUGUGUGCCUGGACCAGUUGGGAACCAAUUUUUUGGUCUGGCUAAUUAAUCGGUGCCGAUUUUUACAAACUAUCGGUAUCAGCAGAAAUUUUUGCUUGGACUACAACAGCUGGUCCAGUGCUGCCAAUCAGCUAUCGACAUUUUCCUGCUCCAAACUGUCGUCAUUAUAUCCAGCACCACCCGAGCCCAUCACCAGAACACACUUUGUAGGCCAAUUGAAAUCCAAUGAAUCAAUCGCAGCUGCCUUAACACCACCAAACACUCUCAGUAUAGCUCCUUUGGAACCAACAGUUCUGCUAACUUCACUGACCGAUACAAAAAUGCAAAGUAAGGUCCUAUCUUGAGCCAGGGUUUAGUUUGUCUGUUUUGGGCUGCUGCAGAAACAUGGCGAUGCAACACGGCGAUCUCCAUAGACAAGGACCUGCUCCCUAUGCAGAUCAGGACAGCUCAUUCUAAAGCCCCAUUGAAACAAGAUGGCAGCUAUUUCUGCCAAAUCAGUCUGCAGCCGAUCCUGAGACAAAAGAGGACAAGGUCCAAAACCUGAACAAAUUUAAAGGGAAAUUUCGGUUUAUUUCAACCUGUCUCCUAUCGUCCUAAAUUUGUUUCAAGUGAUUAGUGACAUAGAAAUAAUAGUUAGCAUGUUAGCCGUUAGCCUAGAUACAGCCGGGGCGCAUAGUAGCGUCAGACCUGUUAAAACGUAAGUGAACGGGCAACCUUCAAGUGCAAAGUUAGUCCACUAAACAAGCUUUUUUUCCACAAAGACCGCCUCAUAUCGUUAGGAUAAAUGUCAGAGAACAUAUAGAAAACGACAUGUAAACGUGUUGUCUUACCUUACCGGUGUGCUGCCAUGUUUGUUUACCAUUUAGCUCUGCUUUCCAAAGUGUGGCCGAAAUAUAUCUCGCCAGCUGUAUCUAGGCUAACGGCUAACAUGCUAACUAUUAUUUUUAUGUCACUAGUCACUUGAAACAAAUUUAGGACGAUAGGAGACAGGUUGAAAUAAACCGAAAUUUCCCUUUAAUGGUUGAAACUUGUUUAUUUAUGAUUAGUAAUGUUUUUAAGUUUGAUACGGCAACAGAUUUGACCAAUUUUAGCAACAGUAACAAGAGAAACUCUUGAAGAUCCACUCAUUACUAAAAGUCUGUCUCAUAAAAGAGACAAUAAAAACUAAAGUGAUGGUCAAAGUUGUCACGGUGAAAUUUAAGGUGUGCUGUUGGAUUCACGUCAUCAACUCAUGCAUUGAGUAACAUUACAAGUUAACAUUCCACCUUAAAAGUCACCGGCAGUCGGCCCAGUGAAUGAAGUUAUUUUUUCUCAGACUCCAGCUGCUGUGAGAGGCAGCAAAACAUCCUUUCAUUUUAUAGUUACAGUUUACUAAUAAAACUCUCCACAGUAUGAACAGUGGUUACAUGAGCCCGUGACCGUCCUCUACUGACCAAUCAGACUGCAGUGUUCACAGCUCCACCUUUUAGUACCAGAUCUGUGUGCUAGGUACCCCAACAGAGGGGGGACCAAACAUGGGGACGGUAAGGAACAGUUCCAUUGGUACCAUCCACAACUUUUCACUGUGGAGGAAAAAAUGCGCAUCGAACUGCACUGUACUGUACUGCUUGGUGGAAAUGGGGCUUUAGUAAGAGAUCAGACUGUCCUUCCUCUCCACUUUUUUAAAUACAUUGUAUUAUUGGCUACAAAGUCAUUUUUAUUUAUAAAUAAGCAGAUAAUUAUUACUCCUACAGCACUGAUCUUAAUCUGCGUACUGUCCUAAGGACGUUGCUGUUUUUAUUAAUGGUUUAUAUGAAAUAUAAAAAUAUUUAUAGGGCUCACAGAAUAGUCGUGAACGGACUGCUGUUGGAAGAUAGAGACGAUUUUGCAGUUUUGAUUUUCUCCUCAGUGUUUUUAAUAAACUUCAGUUGUUCCUGGGGGACUUGAAAACAUAACUCUUACUUUUUUGUGGAGCAAAUAACCUGUGACUUAUUCUCAGCUUGCAGUCUUACGAGCCCACCAGCACCUUGCAGUAGUUAAAGACUAUUCAUUCCUUUUUAAUACAGACUGGUUAUCUGGUUAUCAGAGCAAAUUGAACAUAAAGAUAUGUUGCACUGGCUGUUGUUAAUGCGUAUUUAUAGGUUGUCGUGUUAUUAGUGUGUUCUCAGAAACAAAUAUAAAUAUUAUGUUUUUAUUUUCAAAACAGUCUGGAUUCAGCAAGUGCCUUUAAGAUGAUUGUUGCAUCACAGUGAGUGUACUGUACUAUGCUGCUCAGUUUAUGUAUCGUUAAAGUUCAUCAGAUUAUUUAUCAUAACAUGGUGCGGUUCUCACGGCUUCUUCUUGAUUAUGAAUAUUGCUGUUUAUAACUUUCACUGAUACAAUAUCUCUAUUUAAUGGUAUUGGUUUGCUGGAAUCAAUUAUAUUAGCAGAUUUAUGUAUUUUGGUUUUGUUUUUUACUUAAAGUGACCUAUUUUCUGACAUAGAAAUGUUGUAAUGUACUGUAAGAGAAUACCAACAAAUUUACUGCUUUGCAAAGGAAAUAUUAAACGAGUCUCACUUCA